Messenger RNA from Mercenaria mercenaria, 1248 nucleotides. RefSeq lists its product as uncharacterized. The transcript is spliced from 2 exons. The coding region runs from base 1 to 1248 and encodes 415 amino acids. The record is from RefSeq and is a predicted model, not a curated record. NCBI's taxonomy places the organism in Eukaryota, Metazoa, Mollusca, Bivalvia, Venerida, Veneridae.
AUGAACACUGAUGAGUAUCAACAGGAAGUACAUAGACAUCUCAACAGUGACAAGUAUUACGAAAAACUUGAUAGCAAUAUUGCAGAAACAGUGAAACGUAAUGUAUGUGAAUGUAUGGAUGAAAUUUCCGAAUGUGAAGAAUUUUUGAAAGAGGAAUUUGACACUUUUCCAGAAAAGAUACGUAUACCCCAGUUUUACAUUUUACCCAAACUACAUAAAUGUAAAGAUAAUUCUUUGCCAUUAGGAUAUCCAGGUAGGCCCAUAGUAUCUGCAUGCAAUUCCCCUACUGAUAACAGAUCUAAAUAUCUAGACUAUGUAUUGCAACCACAUAUGCAAUCAUUACAUUCGUAUGUCAAAGAUACUACGGAUUUCCUUUCAAAACUUAAGAACUGCAGUUUAUCAUCCAACAGUUAUUUGGUGACUUUGGAUGUAACCUCUCUAUAUACGAACAUUCCACAUGAUGAGGGUAUUGAAGCCUGCAGAUUUUUCUUAAACAGGGACAAGAGUCUGUCUGAUACUAGUUUGUCCGUAGAAAGAAUAUGUAAACUUAUUGAACUUACACUUAAGAAUAACCAUUUUCAGUUCAAUGGUGAUAAUUACAUUCAAACAAUGGGGACGGCCAUGGGCAGUCCGUUCGCCCCUACCUAUGCAUCAUUGUUCAUGGGUAAGUUAGAGCAAGACUUUUUACAAAGCCAGCAGCUGAAACCUACAUUGUGGCUUCGGUUUCUGGAUGAUGUUUUCAUGAUCUGGGAUCAUUCACUCGACGAAUUGAAUAGCUUUGUUAAAGCACUUAAUGAAUUACAUAGCUCUAUUAAAUUCACGUAUGAAAUUUCAACGAAACAUGUGUCAUUCCUGGAUGUUGAUCUUACGAAAGAUACCAGUAAUAACAUAUGCACCAAUGUACAUGUUAAAAAUACUAACAUCCAUCAGUACCUUCUCUACUCUUCUAAUCAUCCAAAGACUUGUAAAGACGGUGUUCCCUACAGUCAGGCUAAGCGAUAUCGUCGUAUUAUAUCUGACGAUAGUCAAUUUGCUAAAUCUCUGGACACUCUACGUGAAUUUUUCAAAUCUAGAAAUUACCCAGACAGUGUAAUAGAUGCUGCAUUUAACAAGAUGCAUAAUGUUACACAAGACGAAGCUCUGAAAUACAAUAACAAUUCUGAUCAGGUUGAUAUUGUGCCUUUUGUUACUGAAUAUAAUCCCUCCCUCCCUAACAUUGUUUUUAGACUGAAACCGCGAAGCGGUUGA